This is a messenger RNA of Nicotiana tabacum (common tobacco), 962 nucleotides long. RefSeq names its product protein DOG1-like 4. The record is from RefSeq and is a predicted model, not a curated record. Gene Ontology annotation, molecular function: sequence-specific DNA binding. Gene Ontology annotation, biological process: DNA-templated transcription. Lineage: Eukaryota; Viridiplantae; Streptophyta; Magnoliopsida; Solanales; Solanaceae.
UGCUGUUAAUUAUAGAUAGAAGAUAAAGACUGCAGUCACCUACACUUGAACACACACCUCUCUUACCACUCGAAAGUAAGAAACUAAAAACACAAGGAAGGAAGAAAAGGAAGGAUGAGCUUCCAACUAUUCUAUGAAACAUGGUUUGAGCAGCUCAAAGGAAUGGUACAUCAACUGAGCCAAGCCCCAAGACCCGCCACCAAUGACCAACACCACGAGUUGCACCAACAGCUUGUUCAAAAAGUCAUGUCCCACUACUCCGAGUACUACCGAGUCAAGUCCUUGGCUGCAAAAAAUGAUAUCCUCUCCGUUUUUUCUGCACCUUGGUGCACUUCUCUUGAACGUUCUCUCCACUGGAUUUCCGGUUGGCGACCCACCACCGCUUUCCACCUUAUCUACACUGAAUCCAGCGUUUUAUUCGAGUCCCAUAUCAUCGACAUUCUACGCGGCCUCCGCUACGGCGAUCUCGGUGAUCUCUCUCCCGACCAACUCCGCCGUGUCAGUGAACUUCAAUGUCAAGCUGUUCAGGAAGAAAAUGCUAUUGCUGAUGAACUCUCCGAUUGGCAGGAUGGUGCAAGUGAAGUAAUUGGGUUGAUGGGAGAUAUAGAUGCAAAAAUGGAAGGGCUGGUGAGCAUUUUAGAGAGGGCGGACAAACUGAGAAUGAAAACCAUAGAGAAUUUGGUGCAACUUUUGUCGCCACAGCAAGCGGUGGAAUUCUUGAUCGCAGCGGCGCAUUUGCAAUUCGGCAUCCGUAGAUGGGGAAUCAAUCAUGAUCGUCAACGAGGGAAUCCCUGACUUCUCAUUAUAUAUUACUUCCUUGUUCAUCAUGCAACUAGUUUAAUUUGCAUGUUUUUUUUUCUUUUUUUCGGAUCAGUUUUUCUCGGAGAAAAACAAAACAAGAAAUUGAUUUGUUCUUUUCUUUUACAAGUGGAUGAGUAGUUAUGCCACGUAUCAUGGCACGU